This is a messenger RNA of Rhipicephalus microplus (southern cattle tick), 1414 nucleotides long. RefSeq names its product putative imidazolonepropionase. NCBI's taxonomy places the organism in Eukaryota, Metazoa, Arthropoda, Arachnida, Ixodida, Ixodidae. Gene Ontology annotation, molecular function: imidazolonepropionase activity. The record is from RefSeq and is a predicted model, not a curated record. Gene Ontology annotation, cellular component: cytoplasm.
AACUCAGUCGCUGCUGGAACGGACAAAGCGAUGGCUGACAAGUACCGGCUGCUGCUCAAAAACGCUCGGCAAGUUGUCCAAGUCGUUGACAACGGACAAAAAAUCGUGAAAGGAGAUGCCAUGAGGCGACUGGCGGUCCUGCAAGAGGACGAUGUUACAUUCAGCGUUGUGGUGAAUCAGUUCGGAAGGAUAGUUGCGAUAGACGAAAGCAGCGUGAUCGCCGAGAACUACGAGCUAAGUCAGUUUGAAGAAGUAAUCGAUGCCACUGGUUGCUGCGUUCUCCCUGGACUCGUCGACUCGCACACACAUCCAGUGUGGGCAGGGGACCGUGUGCAUGAAUUCGCGAUGAAGUUAGCCGGUGCGACGUACUUGGAAAUCCACGAGAAGGGCGGCGGAAUCCACUUCACAGUGGAGCACACCCGGAAUGCCAGCGAGGAGCGUCUGCUGGAGAGUCUGGUGAAGCGGCUGGACGCCAUGCUGGCAGCUGGCACCACGCUAGUCGAGGCCAAGUCCGGCUACGGACUGGACCUACAGACCGAACUCAAGAUGCUGCACACCAUCGAGAAGGCUCGCCUGAAGACGCCAAUAGAGAUAUCCAGCACUUUCUGCGGAGCACACGCUGUCCCCAAGGGAAAGAACGCUCAAGAAGCCACAGAGGACAUUGUGACGAGGCAGCUGCCGGAGAUAAAGAGGCGCGUUUCGGAAGGCACGUUGACCGUCGAGAACAUCGAUGUGUUCUGCGAAAAGGGCGUGUUCGACGUCGAGAGCUCGCGCAAGAUCCUACAGGCUGGUCGUGAAGCGGGCCUCAGGCUCAACUUCCAUGCCGAGGAGCUGAACUGGAUCGGCGGAGUUGAGAUGGGGGCAUCGCUGUGUGCCGAGGCAAUGUCCCACUUGGAAUGCGUGUCUAGUGCCGGCAUCGAGGCCAUGGCCAAGGCGGGCAGCGUGGCGGUGGUGCUGCCCACCACGGCGUUCCUGCUGCGGCUCGAGCCUCCACCCGUGCGACGUCUGAUAGAGGCAGGCGUGGCCGUUUCCCUUGGUUCGGACUUCAACCCGAACGCCUACUGUCUAGCCAUGCCCAUGGUGAUGUACCUGGCAUGCGUGGUGUGCGGCAUGAGCCUCGAAGAGUCCCUGGUGGCGGCCACCAUCAACGGCGCCGCUUCUCUGGGCCGCUCCUCGACGCACGGCUCGCUCGAGGUGGGCAAGUGCGCCGACAUGCUGGUGCUGGAGGCGCCAUCUUGGGAGCACUUGGUGUACCGCUUCGGCUGCCACCACAGCCUCAUCAAAUGGGUCGUCAAGGCUGGGAAGGUCGUCCACCAGAGAGCCGAUUGCUAGAGCGCCGUCUGCUGGUGACAGAAGGCCCUCCACUAGAAUUCGCCAAGUUUCGUCUUCAGAUCUCGCCGUGGCUGGAGUGAAU